Messenger RNA from Musa acuminata AAA Group (dessert banana), 911 nucleotides. RefSeq lists its product as uncharacterized. Lineage: Eukaryota; Viridiplantae; Streptophyta; Magnoliopsida; Zingiberales; Musaceae. Bases 31 to 738 code for a protein of 235 amino acids. The record is from RefSeq and is a predicted model, not a curated record. The transcript is spliced from 2 exons.
UUAGGGUUACACGUUCUGUUCUUGUCGUGAAUGGUCUUAAAGGUGAAAUCUUUGGAUGACUUCUUAUACCAACCGAUCCUGUGUUCCUCGCAUUUGCCUCCUCUUCUCCAUUACGCUCCUACAAACAUGAAUGACUUCAGGGAGAGCAAGCAGUACUGCUAUUUCCACCCCAAGCAGUUGGUCGUGGGGAUAUGUGCUCAGUGCUUGAGAGACAGGCUCCUGGUCUUGGAAUCCAAACAAGCUCAUCUUCCUCGAACCAAGGACGGCAUUAGGUCAUUCAGAGUCUUGAAGAGGAAAUCCAUCAUCGCCCUUCCUAAAAUCUUCGCUCUGGGCUCUUUCGUACAUCUCCUCGAGCCCCAUCAUCGUGAGAACAAAGAUCACUCCGAAGACGAAGGCUCCAUUGACAGCCUUGAAGACUCAUUCAUAACGAUGAAGUUUGAGGAUGAUGGACAAGCUUCAUGGAAUACUGACGGCAAAAGAAAGAGCAUCGAGUCUUGUGCAAACAACAUAAUGAGCGAUGACACCAAGGUGGUAAGAACAGCACUGGUGGAGCACUCAAACCCCUGUGGGGUGCUGAGAUGGCGAAAGAGAAUCGGACAGCUUCUCCAGCUUGGACGUUGGAAGCGGUCCAACAAGGCAAGCACAUGCCAUGUCGGAUUUAGAGGGAAGGUGGAAGGAGUCAAGGGAAGGAGAGGUUGGAUAAGGAGCCUCACAAGGAGGACCACCAGCAGUGACUAGUGGAGAGUGGCAGGCUAUGCAUUAUGAACUUUAGCUUUCCUUCACCCAAUUUGAUGUCAACUUUGCUGAAAAGUAUUGGAUGAGUAAAUCAAACACAUGAGACUUGAGUUUUGACUGUAUACUGUACAGCAUCAAGCUAUAAUAAAUCAUGGCAAAAAGGGGUUCAUUUUCAA